This is a messenger RNA of Trypanosoma brucei brucei TREU927, 810 nucleotides long. RefSeq names its product small GTPase, putative. Gene Ontology annotation, biological process: Rab protein signal transduction. NCBI's taxonomy places the organism in Eukaryota, Euglenozoa, Kinetoplastea, Trypanosomatida, Trypanosomatidae. The record is from RefSeq and is a predicted model, not a curated record. Bases 1 to 810 code for a protein of 269 amino acids. The transcript has a single exon. Gene Ontology annotation, molecular function: GTPase activity; GTP binding.
AUGCGGUCGUCGGUGCCUAGUUAUAAGGUUGUCCUACUUGGUGAGGGACGCGUGGGGAAGACAUCUCUCAUCUCCCGUUUCGUUAACGACACCUUUGAUGCCCAGCAGCGUAGCACCACACAGGCCAGCAUGUACAGCAGUGUCAACGUUCCAUUGCUUAACAGUGACAAAACCGUCAAUCUCAAUGUGUGGGACACCGCGGGGCAGGAGCGGUUCCAUGCGCUUGGUCCUAUUUAUUACCGCAAUGCCAACGGCGCAAUCCUCGUCUACGAUGUGACGGACGCUGACACACUCGAGAAGGUGCGUCUGUGGAUUCGAGAGUUGCGCGCAGUGGUUGGGGACCAAAUACAACUCGUCGUGUGCGCGAACAAAUCCGAUCUCGAGCAGGAGCGAGAGGUGAGCGAAGAGAAGGGCCGGAGAUUCGCAAAAGAUCACGGAGCUCAGCACCUCUCAACGAGUGCUCGGACGGGAAUGAAUGUAGCGGAGGCGUUUCAGACGCUAGCAACAGCUAUAGCAUCGUCAGCGGGAGCCACAGGGGGUGGAGGGAGUGGAGGUGGCGGUAGCAAUAAUAACAAUAGUGCCAGUGGAGCCGGUGGCAGUGUUUUCUUUGAGUCGGAAGGAUCGAGUGCCUGGGCACCGAAGCGUCGCAAGCGGCGAGGGUUGCUGCGGAUUGAAGAUGAUAUGCCGGGGGAGGAUGAUGAGGUGGCGAAUCUUGUGUCAGGUGGCGGUGGCAAACAUAGCACUGUGAACCUCAGUUCAAACCCGAACGUAGCAGCUGCGACACCUCGACGGAACCGCUGUUGUUCCUGA